Messenger RNA from Helianthus annuus (common sunflower), 561 nucleotides. RefSeq lists its product as uncharacterized. NCBI's taxonomy places the organism in Eukaryota, Viridiplantae, Streptophyta, Magnoliopsida, Asterales, Asteraceae. The record is from RefSeq and is a predicted model, not a curated record. The transcript has 2 exons. The coding region runs from base 1 to 561 and encodes 186 amino acids.
AUGCGUGACGUCAACCUUUCUGAUUGUAACGAUCGAUGGUUGUGGUUGCCGGAGGACUCCGGGGAAUUCUCGGUGAAAUCGGCUUUUGUGCUCGUUGGAUCUAAGGAGGUUGAUUCUAGCAGAUUCAUUUGGGAGUGGUGCAAGUGGAUUCCUCUUAAAUGCAACGUCUUCGCUUGGAGGGCGGUGAUGGAGAGAUUGCCUACGAAGGUGGAGCUUCGCAAACGAAAUAUUCAGGUCGGGGAAGUGACGUGCCCGUUGUGUGGGUCGGGGGAGGAAUCGGCCGAUCAUCUGUUCACGGCUUGUAGUUUUGCUACGGCUAUCUGGUCAAAGAUUAGUUCUUGGUGCAAGGUUCCGUUUAUUAUGGCUUUUUCAUUCAAAGAUGUGUUGGUGGCUCAUCGCUUCUGUGGGUUGAAGGGUAAGCUUUCUUUGGCUUACCAAGGAAUUGUGUUAACCUCGUGUUGGUUAAUAUGGAAAGCUAGAAAUGAUUGUGUGUUCAACGGGAAAUCUCCGAAAGUGGAAGAGAUCGAAAUGUAUAGAUAUGUCUUGGGUAGAGUGGUGUAA